Messenger RNA from Toxoplasma gondii ME49, 7888 nucleotides. RefSeq names its product inner membrane complex protein IMC2A (gene IMC2A). The record is from RefSeq and is a predicted model, not a curated record. The coding region runs from base 872 to 5347 and encodes 1491 amino acids. Gene Ontology annotation, molecular function: ferric iron binding; ferrous iron binding; acid phosphatase activity. The transcript has 3 exons. NCBI's taxonomy places the organism in Eukaryota, Apicomplexa, Conoidasida, Eucoccidiorida, Sarcocystidae.
CAAAUCGGGCUGUGCGUCUCUGUGGCUGCGUUGCUCGCGGGUCGAGAAUACGAGCACCACCUUGUACGGGUCUGCAUGAAUUACAGGUACUAGGCAGCAACUUCCUUACCUCGUUCGUCUCUCUGUGUCACCCCGCUUCCCAUUUCAGAUGGACAAGGGAUACUUGUCGCGCUUCAGAUGCCCAGGAUUGUGACUUCAGCGACAGAGACAGGCCCAGUGAAAGCCGCCUGGAGGAAACCCAGAGGAACAAGCUGCUGUAAAACUCGUGUUUUGCUUUAGUGCUUGGAGAAAAGAUGGGACUCGAGGACGAAAUGGGGUUGACCUCUUUGCCAGUUUUUCUGCUCUGCCGUUAAAUCCGUUCAGGAUCGCUGCCAUCGUAGAAUUUCUUCAGGUGCUCGGUCGAUGCGCCAACUUUUCCGUAAACCAAUGCCUGUGCUGCAGACGUGGUUCAUUUAAACUGGACUAUUUUAUGCGUCCUCACUACAUGAUUUCCUCUGUUUUUAGCCGCACGAACUAGAAGAGGAAAAGACUCGUGCACAGGCCGGAUGCUGGCGCAAGAGGGACGGAUCAGCCGUUCGAGGGGCAGGCAGUAUUGGGCAAAGUGCGUACAGUCUCCAAAUUCUUUUCAGAUCUGGGCUUUCUUUUGCUCUGGAGCUUCCGCAUUCAAGUUUUCUUUUCAGUCCUUAUGCCUCUGUUUGUUUCCAUUUGACUCCUCUCCGGACAGACGUGAUUUUCCUCUCUUUUCUUCCCGGGAGGUUCGUCUCUCUUUGGGCCACUUUCAAGCCUGUCGCUCGGUAUUCAUACCUAGAGAUUCCUCUGUUUUCGAACAAGCGGGGACGAUCAUUGUCCCAGGGUCCACGUUUCUACAAAGAUGGAAAGACGUACACGUCCGGAUGUGUCGCCUCGCUGGCAAGCCCGGCGAAUUCACUUCGUCUGGCUGACGGCGUUGGCAGUCCCCAUUUUUCUGCUGUUCCCAUCGUUAUCACUUCUGGAGAGCACAUCUUCAGCCGGGUGUUCCGGUAUCCAAUGUUUUGCGAGUUUCCCUGGCGUCGCUGCUGGCUCAACACACUCUCGCGAAGGGGCGGACCCUUCGCCUCAAGAAACCCUAAUGCAGCCUAGACGUCUGAGUGGCAUCAUAAAGACGUUGGUUUUAUGGGAUCCAGUUCAGCGUCUGAUGCCGAGCUUGAAUUUGGACAGUGUGGUGUUUGUUGCGGGGAAGCAUAAGGCUGACCGAUCGGCUGCAUUUCACACGACAAUGGACGACGUAAUGACCCUGUUGUUGCGGUGGUUCAACGAAAAAGACAAACCGAAUUGGCUGCUCCAGGGCUUUGUCACGGAGGCUGCUUUGUUUCGGGAACACGUCCGGUAUCAGGACCAGAUGAUCCACGAGCAAACGCAGAAUCAAAGCGAACAGCAGCCGACAGACCCGCAGGCAGGCAUGGACAAGGUUUUGAACAUCGAGGUGUACACUUAUCUAGCGGGUGCGAAGCGACGUGUCAGGGACUGGAUUUGCGAUGGCAAUACGUUCAUGCGGACAGGCGAGGAAGGUUCUCAUGCUUUCAAGCAGCCGUUUCUAACGGAACGCGAUGUUGGUUUUCUCCGGGGUCUUCCGUACAAUGUUCUCCGUGUCGCGCGAGGCGUGUACUCCAAGCGUGUGCCGGCAUCGGUGAAACGUUUGCAGGAAGAGCUGUUUCACCGCGGCAUUCGCACGCUGAACGACCUUCUGCUGAAAACCAAUCUCAUGGAUCUCUUCGUUCUUUUUGACAUUAUGGACGAAUCAUUCACCCAAAUUGACGUUCUUCGGGAGUUCUCUAACAGGUGGAAAAAGUAUCGAGCGGAGGAGGUCGUUCCCCCCCUGCUGCCGCCAGGCAAAUGGGAGGGAGAACGGAGCAUAGAAGAACUCAUGCGCGACGACCACUAUCCGUCGAUGAAGUUCCCCAGAUGCACCAUGCUCAAGUGUGUGAUGCAGGACACUUGGUCAAAAAACGCCGUAGAGACGAUCACCGUCGAGAAAAAAGAUACGAAUUCUCUCAAGUUGCUUCUCAUUGGAAACACGGGCAUCGGUGAGUACAAGUCACGUGCAGAAAGAAAGGGUCUCUGGUACAAGUUGAAGCGAUUCCUGUGGACAAAUGAGUUCGACCAAACGGUUUCGGCACUCGCAAAGUGGCAUGCGGAAGAAAAGGCAGAUGCUGUCCUGGGUCUCGGGGACUUUCUCGGAAUACCUGGCCCUCUUUCAGCUCGUGACGAACGAUUCACAAAACGGUGGUACGACAUAUUCGUCAAGGAUGCCAAACUGGACAUCCCGUGGCUAAUGACGCUUGGAGAAGAGGAGGCGUUGGUGAACCCGUCUGCUUCUGUCCGACACCACUAUACGGGGGAACACCCUAACUGGUACAUGCCGAAUGAUGCGUACACCGCAACGUUCAGUUUCUCGACAAGCAUGACAAUGGCCAACGGUACAAUUCAGCACGAGGCCUUCAACGCGACCGUGAUCAACGUCAACACGUGGAAUCUCUUCGUAGGCAAUCCUAUCGCGAACAAUAUGCAGUCGAUGAUGGACCGCUUAAUGUGGCUGAGCGACCAGUUGUACACGGCCGUCAACCAGACGACGAACUGGCUGAUCAUCAUGGGCCACCUCCCGCUGGUGUCUACUGGCCCUCAAGGCGAGCAGGGGCGCCUGCAGUACGUGGAUGAUUUGUACAAGAACGGCCAGCCACGCGGGCCCGAGGCCGUUCUCAUCCAGAUGCUUCUGUCGCACUACCAGGUCGACUUGUACGUGUCAGCUCACGACCAUUUCAUGGAAUAUGUUGCAUUGGAAGAUUUGAGCAAGAACACAACUACCGCCUUCAUCACCAGUGGAGCGGCUGUGCGUCUUCUCGACAAAGAUGUCGGGCGGGGGUGGAUUGGACGGCUGCGUGGCGCACUGUACCCGAUUCUCUGCUGGUCUGGGAGGCGCAUCUUGUACGCGUUCCACCCUGGUGGGUGUCACCCGGAACGCUGGGAUCAGAAUCAAGCCUACCGGUUCUUUGCUCCCGUGAACAGCCAGUACAAAGUCAACAUCGUGGAGCGGGUCACGAAGGCCACGGGGUUUGCCGCAUUGCGACUCACUAAAGACUAUUUGGUCGCGGAGUUCAUUGACAGCCGGUCGAAGAAGCUUGCUGGUCGCAGGGCGAGCAAGCGGUCGAAUAAGGAUCAGCGCGAUAUCCAGUUCAUGGACCCUGUCGCUGAAGGUCGACUGCGGUAUGACGAGUUGGAAGCAGCGAGAAGCGCGUUUGCGGACGCAAAUGAGGAGCGCAUUAGCAAAGAGAUACAGUUCGCGCGACAAUGCCCCAUCCUUGCACAGCGGAUAAAAUUCUACCAAACUGAAAUCAACGAUCUGGUAUCCAAAUACGACCAGAUCGGGAAACAGAAAGAUGCAUAUGAGGUGAUGGACGACAAUACCAUUGAAAUACUGCUUUCUGAAGGGGUCAACGUCGUCUCGCGCAUCGCACAGGCCGUCUCCGAAAUGAAUGUCCUGGCUGGGGACUACGACAAGAUGGUAAAAAAGUACCGCGAACUCAUUGACCUAAAAGAUACCAUGCCUGCGGCUGAUGACCCCCGUUACGCCCAGUUGUUUCAACUUGAGAAAGCCUACAUCGAUGCUCGGAAGAUGCGGCAGCAGACAGCACGGGAACUUGCAGUCGGUCGCGAUGGCAUGCAGGACCGAGAGGGCGAGAAAGAUUUGGAGCGCAUGAUUCUCAAUAUGCAGGUGAUUCGGAGAGAAAUUGUUGCGGUCGAGAACGACAUAAAAGCGAACCCGUUUGUGCCUUCGGAAGAGCAGCCUGAAGAGGGCAAGGUGGACGUUAACGGUGCUGAAACGCCGGAAGGCGGUGAUGGUAAGGAGCCUCUGCCAGCAAUCAAGUAUCCUGAUGAUUCCUUAGAGGCACGCAUUGAGCGAAAGCGGGAGCAGCUGCAGAAGCACGAACGCUCGUUGUCGGCGUUGAAACGCGCUUCUCCAGAGGAUCGCGAAAAGAUCAAGAUGCGCAUUGUGGAGCUCGAAAGGCUGAUCAAGGGUACUCAAGAAGAACUGGCUGCUAUGCAACAGCGCUUGCAACGACAGCAGCAAGCCAUGCGUCCGUCUCGAGUGUGGCAGCUGCUUCAACGGAGACAGGAUCUCGAGACAAAGUUGUUGCAAAUCAAGAUUUUGGUAAACCAAGUGGAAAAGCUUCCGGAGGAAACGCGAACGUCGCCUGACGCCAGGGCACAGGUGGAGCGUCUCACUGCGCAACGAGUGAACAUUGAGAAAGACAUUCGCGACAUCAGUGACGAGCUGGGGACCCGUGAGCCGACGGAACUGGAGAAGCAGUGUCUGGACAAGAAAGCGAGCGUAUGGCGGGCCGAGCUCGUUCUGGCUCAAGAGUCUCUUCUUUCCGAAAAGCAGCGGUCUAUCCCUGUUGUUCGUGAUGCUGUGCACGCAGCGAAGCGAUCGAUUGGCGGACUGCGGAGAGAGCUAGAGGAACUCACAGAGAAAGUAAAAGUAGAGUUGCGUGAACGCGAUGCAGCCUUUGACGCAGGGCUGGAGGCGUCACGUGUCCCGCCACCAGAGGCAGAAGGUAGAAAGGUGACGCCUGUUCCGGCGCCUCACGUGCAGGCGAAUCUCGAAACGCAGGGCAGGUCACGCGCCGAUGCGCUCAUGCACGAAUUCAACGGCGGUGAAGAUGAAAUCGCUGUUAUCGAUGAGGCGAUUCGCGUCAGCCCACUUCUUAGUCCGGAGGAACGGGCAGAGUUAGAGAAGCUGGUUGGACCGGUUCAGGAUUUGCCGCAGAAGAAGGCAGAUCUGGAGAAACGGCUAGCUGCACUGAAGGACCAGGCGGAACAGGAAGCGCAGGAAGCAAACGUAGACCCUGAGGCGAAACGUGCAGGAAGUGGUUCGCGCCGGCUCUUCGAAUUGUUUGAACCGAAGAAAGAACCAACGCCUUACAAGCAACUCGAACCCAUCGAUCUUGGACCGGUUGACUCUUGCUUGCAAGUCCCGAUGCUGGAGUAUCACGUCGAAAUUGCGUUGCACCCCACUAUGCAGAAGUAUAUCAAGGACAAAUGCAUUUUCAUUUUUGCUCAGAUGGCAUACCAGACCCAGUACCGAGUGAUUCAGCCCGUCCAUUUAUAUCUGAGAAGUCACAAGGGCCUCCAGACGCUGCUGUACCGCGUGCCCUCCGUCCAUGUAUUCCGGGCGUGGAAUCAAUUUUUUGGCAGCAUGCACAACACACGUUUCAAGAGUCUUCUAAAGACGCUGAAGAAAGGUUUGAAGUUCGUGCAUGAAACGUUCAAACCGGUCGGGGCCAGAGGUGAGGCUCUCGAGGCGAGUUAGCACGAGGCAAUAACAGUAUCCUCGACAGAUGCGGGAGAGAGGGAAGAAAGCAAAGGAGAGGCGGAUCAAACGGAGUUAGCGCAACAAGAGGAAGAAGCGCAAUCUGAGGAUGAAGGGAAUCGAGAAGAAACGGCGAACCGAGGAGAAACAGCGGAUCAAGAACGAGACAUGAAUGAAGAAGAAGCAGUGAAUCAAGAGGGGGGAGCAAGUGAAGGGGAAGCGGCGAAUGAAGAAGACGGGCGAUACACGGACAACGAGAGACAGGAGGCGAAAGAAACAAGUGACAGGGAAGAUUCGACUGACGCAACGGAAUGAGGUUUCCUACCUCCCAGGUUCUCAUUCCCGUUUGUUAGUAUACUGGACGUAGUGUGUUUUAUGACGAUAAUUGGUUAAUGUUAUAGUGUGGCUCAUAUCAGGGUGUGUCUUAGCAAGGAGAGAGGAGCCAUUUCAGAAUUCGUGAUAUUGGCGUUAUGUAGUGAUCAAAAUUGUAAAGAGUCUCAGUCGCGAGAGACAAGCUCUAGCACAACUGCAUUUGGCGCUGUGGUGCGGAAUUGAAGAGUCAGGUACCUUCUACCAUGCAGCAUUGUGACACGGGUGUCUAGUAAACGCCGUCGCGACAGGGAAUUCAGGAUGCGCUUAUUCUGCUCGUAUUGUGACAAGAGAACGUGACGAUGCACUGUGGUGACAAAGGAUUUCAAUUGUCUGUCCAUAGAUGUAAAUCGGCGUCUCCGUUGCGCCGCGUGAGGGUGAUUUGCCGAGUCAACAAACAGGCGAGAAAAUCGAUAGUAAUGUGAAUAAAUACUUCACCGUGUUCGUCGUUGAUAUCAAGGGUGAGUGGGGCGUCUCAUGACGAACAGGCCUCCUGGUGGAAAUAAAUUUUCCUCUCCAACUUGUUGAUGCUCCUCACCUUCCAGUGAGAGCGUCAGAGACCGACCAAAACAAUCCCGUGUGCCCCAUACUUACAAAUGUGUUAGCAAUGCCGUUUUGACUCAGAACCUACCAGUGCGUAUGGAAGGUCUCGUUCCGUGUCACAGUUAAAUAUUUACGUGACAGGUUCCUAAGGGUGCCGCAGAUGGGAGUGGCAGCGUCACUUAUGAGUACUGGAUGGAUGGGUGUCAAACUCGUCUGAAUGAAAACAGGUUCACAAGAUGGUAGGGUUGUCAGUUUGGUUAAUCGUCCUGACAUCCCUCCAUCCAUUGAAGACUCGUCCCAUGUUGGUCCGCUCAACUGCCUACAAGCAACUGUUUAUGACCGCUGCGGUUCGCCCGAUUUGGGCUGAGCCAGAUUCAACGGUAGUAUCAGUCUUCAGGUUAUUAGUCUAGUUCUGUUCGCGAAUGUUAAAUAUGCACGUCUUUUCUAGUAUACUCCGAGCAUGUAUACGUGCAUAUCGUGGUUGUGUGGCUCCGAGGCCGAAAGGGUCACUGGAGGUGGGUUUGUCUCACGAAACGCUCGAUUUCGAACGCAGUCGUUAUCAAUAUGAAUGGGAUAGAGGGAGCAUACGAGUGUCGUGCGAUCGACCCUAUGUGUAUGAUUCAUUCACAUCUGUGGGAGUGGGACCAUUUUUUCGAAGAGGAUUAUUCUGAUUUGACGCUCCUGUAGCGUUUCGUCGUCGUGCUAAGAGAACUUUGAGGACCUACGAUGUCAAACUGCAGUCGACCUACAAAACUGAGCUCAAGUCCAUAUGUUGGUUGCAGACCAAGCUGGUGCUUAAUUAUCUGUCAGUGAAUCCCUGCUACAGCCACGGGUACAAUUAAAAGUGAUCAGUGGGUGUUGCCCAGGAAGGUAUACAGAGCAGAAAGAGACAAGGUGGAAGGCGUGCGCAUUUCAGAGUUAGACUCUACAAUUGCAGAAGAACACUUAAAAAAGGGUCACACACACACGUAAAUGUGAAUGUGUGAACUUUUAGCGGUAACAUCCCUGGGAGACAGAAAUAUAAUCAAACUGACUUAUUUGAAUAUGUUUGCAUCCGAUUAUUUGCCUUUAUAUGUUUUUAAAUCGUGUGGACGACAUUCUCUGCUACCAUGGGUGUGUGCCCACUGCCGUGAACUAGGACACACACUGAACUAUUGAGAGUUUGCGCAGUCACCGAGUCCGAGUACAAUAUUGAUCAGUGGUUUCUCCACCUUGUUUUUCACCGCACGCUGAGCCCUAUGUGUCGGCGGUGCUGUUCCCGUCACACUCGAUGAGAUUGGAGGCCACCAUCUGCGGACACAUCGGGCACCUCUACGUGCAAACCGAACUUUAGCGCUUCUAAUGGGGGCACAGAGCUCUGCAAAGCAUUACGAGCAUGAGUCCUGCUGGCAGUCGUCUCAUGUGAAGGGUUUAGGGCCACAUUCGGCAUAGGGAAGGAAGCUGUGGGGUCGUACUCAUGGGAACGCCACUGCUUUGAAAGUGAAGGGUCGUCAACGGGUGGCGAAGUUGACAGAAAAUUGACGUCAGGUGAGGAAAACGGUGACGCGGGCACUGACGCAGCAAUCUCAGCUGUAGGUGACGGUGGCCGGGCUACAUACGCACGCCGCAACAAGGCAGACACAAAAUCAC